Messenger RNA from Papaver somniferum (opium poppy), 2264 nucleotides. RefSeq names its product pentatricopeptide repeat-containing protein At1g07590, mitochondrial-like. Bases 90 to 1688 code for a protein of 532 amino acids. The transcript has 2 exons. Gene Ontology annotation, molecular function: protein binding. The record is from RefSeq and is a predicted model, not a curated record. Lineage: Eukaryota; Viridiplantae; Streptophyta; Magnoliopsida; Ranunculales; Papaveraceae. Gene Ontology annotation, cellular component: mitochondrion.
GUUCCCCUGAUCAAAGGUUGAGAUACUACAGCUGUGGUUUCAAUCCGACAACCGAGUCGAGUCCCGUCUCCCUUCCACCUCUACGAUCGAUGCAAGUACUAAAAACUCUGUUUCGGGAGAGAAGGACUUUCCAACAAAUCUUAACAAUCUCCUCACCAUUUCUUACUCAAAGAACUCCAAAAUCUUUGUUUUUCUGUACUGAGAAAUCAAGUGAUGAUAAUAACAUCACCAUUCAAGAAGAAACAAACCCAGAACCAGAACAAGAAGAACUACAUAGGAGUAGUUUAUCAUGGAGGGUAGAAAGACUUUGUAAGGGAAAACCAGUUUUCUCUGCGUUUCAGAGUUGGAUGGGUGAAGGUUUACCAAUCCAGAGAGCUGAUGUCUUUCAUGCUAUCAAUCGAUUGAGGAAGCUGAAGAUGAAUAAACGUGCUCUUGAGGUAAUGGAGUGGGUUAUUAGGGAAAAGCCUUAUAGACCGAAAGAGCUAGAUUACUCCUACUUGCUGGAGUUUACUACGAAGCUUCAUGGUGUAACACAAGGAGAGAUUUUAUUUACUCGUGUGCCUUCGGAGUUUCAGAAUGAUUUGCUUUACAACAAUCUUGUUAUGGCUUGUUUAGACAAAGGCAAAAUAAGUCUUUCUUUAGCUUACAUGAAGAAAAUGAGAGAGUUUGGUCAUCCAAUCUCUCCAUUGGUCUUCAAUCGUCUCAUCAUUCUUCACUCCUCGCCUGGACGUAGAAAAACUAUCCCAAAAAUUCUUGUCCAGAUGAAAGCUGAUAAAGUGUUACCCCAUGUUUCGACUUACAACAUUCUUUUGAAAAUGGAGGCUGACCAACACAGUAUUGACGGUUUGGUAAAAGUUUUCGGAGAGAUGAAGCGUGCAAAUGUUGAGCCUAACGAGAUAACUUAUUGCAUUUUGGCUACAGCCCAUGCUGUGGCUAGGUUAUAUGCUGUCUGUGAAGCCUAUGUUGAAGCUAUCGAGAAGUCAAAAGCAGGGAAUAACUGGUCUACGUAUGAUGUUCUACUAAUUUUGUAUGGCUAUCUGGGAAAGGAGAAGGAGCUUGAACGAAUUUUGGGCGCUGUUAAAGAACUCCCUCAUGUCAGGUAUAAAAGCUAUGUUCUGGCUAUUGAAGCAUUUGGUAGAAUAGGGAAGGUAGAUCGAGCUGAAGAUCUCUGGAUAGAACUGAAAUCAAGUAAAAUGCUGAAGUCGCCAGAGCAGUACAAUUCUAUUAUAUCUGUAUAUUGCAGACAUGGGUUAAUCGAUAAAGCAACAGAGUUGUUUAACGAAAUGGAGAAAAAUGAGAUUAAACCAAAUGCUAUAACAUUUCGACAUCAAGCAUUGGGUUUCUUAAAAGCUGGAAUGUUUAAGAAAGCACUGAAAACACUGAACGCAGGAAUGAAUCAGAUAACAAGUACAACAGUUAGAAGAUCGACUCCAUGGUUGGAGACAACUCUAUUGAUGGUUGAGAGUUUUGCAGAUAGGGGUGAUUUGGAGAACGCGAAGAAGUUGUUUGAGGAGUUGAAGGAAGCAAGGUAUAGCAAGUAUACAUUUGUCUACAAUGCUUUAAUAAGGGCAUAUGUGAAGGCCAAGGUUUAUGAUCCAGAUCUUCUGAAGGAAAUGAUUUUAGGCGGGGCUAGGCCAGAUUCUGAGACUUACAGUCUCAUUAAACUUUCUGAACAGUUUCAGGUUUAAUCUGAAGUUCCCAGGCCAGAUUUCUGAAACUUACAGUCUGUUAAACUCUCUGAACAGUUAGUCUGUUAAACUUUCUGAACAGUUUCAGGUUUAAUCUGAAGUUCCCCUCGUUCCAGAGAUGGUUGAUAUGGUGGCCACAUUGCCCAUGACUUGUUGUCAUGCCUUGUGAACUUUCAGUGGUUUUGUUUUGGAUCUGUGUUGCUGGAUGGAUACAAGGCUGAAGCAGAUUGUCAGCAUUAAUGUUCAUCCAGCUAGGGGGACAAGAAAAAUUUACAGCUGCUAUCUCAACGAACAAGUCGGUCAUACUGCCAGCAGUUGUUUGUAGACUGUGCAAGCACGCAAACGCAACAGUUGCUUUGAGAUAAGCAAACAAGUGUGAUACAGGAUCUCAAGUGCUUGGUACCAGCACGCACUAAAUUUUGCACUUUAAGGAAAAAAUAGUAUGAAGACCGAGUCUACGAUUUUCUCCUUACUUUCAGUUAUAUUGUAUAUGGUUGAAAAUGCUUCUGUUCACUCUAUAAAUCACAUGGUUGGGGAAAAAAACAAUUCUAGCUCAACAUAACAUAAAGCUUUUUA